UGGAUUAGAAAGCGGGUCACCUUUCUUCUGCACUCUUUUUUUAAUUGCUUCCCAGUGGAAAGGAUCGUUCCAUCGUCGUUUCAAAUAAAUCCCGAGUCCGCCAUGAUCGAAGCUGUCAUCCUUCACCUGCCGAGCCUAGCUUGAUGGCGAUCCGCAGCAUCGGCGACGACGACGUCACAGAGACCAUCUUCUUCUUCUUCUUCUUCUUCUUCUCCGAUCGAUGAUUUUUGAGUUAUGGGGGCUAGAGGUUCGACUUCGAGAGACGCGAGUUUGAGGGAGAGUUCUUCAUGGAAUCAGCAGUACGGGUAUUCGCAACCGCCAUAUGGUACAGAUGUUCACGGCUAUCCGCCUCCGCCAGCUCAGCCGGCCUAUGUGCAAGAAUAUGCCGGCGGCGGCCCGGCUGGUGAUAAUAGAAGGAGGCUAGAUAGAAGGUAUUCAAGAAUUGCGGAUGACUACAAUUCGUUGGAUGAGGUGACAGAGGCACUUGCACGGGCUGGCCUGGAGUCUUCCAAUCUUAUUGUUGGUAUCGAUUUCACCAAGAGCAAUGAAUGGACAGGGGCAAGAUCAUUCCACAGACGAAGUUUGCAUCACAUUGGAGAUGGUCUUAAUCCCUACGAACAAGCGAUAUCAAUCAUUGGCAAAACCUUGGCUGUUUUUGAUGAGGAUAACUUGAUUCCAUGUUAUGGGUUUGGAGAUGCAUCAACACAUGACCAAGAUGUAUUCAGCUUCUACCCAGCUGACAGAUUUUGCAAUGGGUUUGAGGAAGUUCUGAGCCGGUACAGAGAAAUUGUCCCCCAUUUGAGGCUUGCAGGGCCAACAUCUUUUGCUCCUAUCAUUGAGAUGGCAAUGACGAUUGUUGAGCAGAGUGCUGGACAAUAUCACGUUUUGGUGAUAAUUGCGGAUGGACAGGUGACAAGAAGUGUUGAUACCAACAGAGGCAGGCUAAGUCCCCAGGAGCAGAAGACUGUUGAAGCCAUCGUUGAAGCAAGCAAGUUUCCUCUCUCUAUUAUUUUAGUUGGGGUUGGAGAUGGGCCUUGGGACAUGAUGCACGAAUUUGAUGACAAUAUUCCAUCUCGAGCCUUUGAUAACUUCCAGUUUGUCAAUUUCACCGAAAUAAUGUCAAAGAACGUGGCACCCUCAAGGAAGGAAACUGAAUUUGCUCUGGCGGCCUUGAUGGAAAUUCCUUCUCAGUACAAAGCAACCAUUGAACUUAAUAUAUUGGGCGGUCGGAAAGGCAAUGCUCCUCAGCGGGUUGCUCUCCCUCCACCACGCGGUGUCCCAUCCUUCAGUAACCCAAAGAGUUCGCGUUCGAUGAGUUUUGAACCAAGUGCCGAGCCUUAUUAUAAAAGUAAGGGACAUGUUACUGAGCCUUAUUUUGAAAGUAAGGGACAUGUUACUGCUACUCCUCCAGCCACAACUUCUACUUAUGAUAACCAGAUUUGCCCCAUUUGCCUCAGCAACCCAAAAGACAUGGCUUUCGCUUGUGGUCACCAGACGUGCUGCGAGUGUGGAGAAGACCUGCAGUUGUGCCCCAUCUGCCGAAGCCCUAUCCAAACGAGAAUAAAGCUCUACUAGGCACUGGAUUCGCUUUUGUGUGGAUUGUCUCCCGUCAGCCAGAAUUCAUCUUUCAUUUGUUGAUUUAAAUGUUAGCUUCGCUUUGUUUCGUAUGUCAUGCUUACUUAAAAGGGAAGGAAUGAAGUCAGCACAAGAUGUUAAUAUCUUUAGGUUAUUUGUUGCUGUGUAUAUUGCUGUAAUGUAAAUUCUAUUGGUUUCUUUUUUGUAUUUUUUUAUCGCGAUUAUUUGCAAAUGGCCGAGGGCGAAGAGAUUGUUGAUGGGAGAAAGAUGUUUACGAACUUUUUUAAAGUGGGUUGUUACAUGUUUUUCUGGCACAUACGAAAAUGCCACUGAAUAAUUUUGAGCGCA
Messenger RNA from Eucalyptus grandis, 1923 nucleotides. Its product is annotated as E3 ubiquitin-protein ligase RGLG2. Gene Ontology annotation, biological process: protein K63-linked ubiquitination. Gene Ontology annotation, molecular function: ubiquitin protein ligase activity. The record is from RefSeq and is a predicted model, not a curated record. The transcript has 12 exons. The coding region runs from base 235 to 1575 and encodes 446 amino acids. Lineage: Eukaryota; Viridiplantae; Streptophyta; Magnoliopsida; Myrtales; Myrtaceae.